Molecule: messenger RNA, 2586 nt
Organism: Poeciliopsis prolifica (blackstripe livebearer)
Lineage: Eukaryota; Metazoa; Chordata; Actinopteri; Cyprinodontiformes; Poeciliidae
Gene: tnfaip2a
Product: tumor necrosis factor, alpha-induced protein 2a
Biological process (GO): exocyst localization; exocytosis
Cellular component (GO): exocyst
Molecular function (GO): SNARE binding
Source: RefSeq, a predicted model, not a curated record
GAAAGUGUUUCGGUCUGGUUGAGAUGCUGCAGGCAGGAAGCAGAUCAGCUGAAGCUCAUUUUCUGUUUUCUGCUCCGGUGUUUAAAGCUGCGUUCAGAUGAUCCGGCUGUGACGUCACAAACAUGGAGGCUGGUCCUGUUAGCGUGACCAGAGAGGAUCAACCAGGUCAGAUCCGUCACCGUGGAAACUGAUUCAAUAUCUGAUCUGAUCUCUGCAGCAGAACCAGAACCGGACCAGAACCUGAGGACAUGUGGAGGAGCCUGAAGAGCAAGAAGGCAGGGGGCGCCGAUGAGAACCCCGGGGGGACCCGGAACGCCAAGCUGAAGAUUCCUGCAAAGAUCUGGAGCCACCGCAAGAAGAGCCAACAUGGAGGCGACCAGCUGGACGGCGGGCAGGAGGAGCAAGAAGAGGAGCAGCAGGAGGAAGAACGGCUGGAUGACCUCAGCAGGAAGCUGAUCCUCAAGGAGGAAGAGCUCUUCACCCGGGACGACCGCAGCGAGGAAGAGGAGGACCAGCUGCUGAAGGACCUGGAGUCUCUGAGCGUCCGGGUCUGGAUGGCUGUCCAGAGUAGCUUUGACGCCACGGCGCCCCCUGCUGGACGGCCGGACGAUCUGAGGAGCGCCGUGGACGCCAUCCUGCAGCAGGAGACACAGGACAAGCGCUGGACAGAGCGUACCAUGGACAGCGCCCCCGUCUGGCGACCGCUGAGGUGGCUAAAGACGCACAACCUGCUGCUGCAGAAAAUGGUGGAAAAAAGACUGAAGGACGCAGGAGAGGAUGAGACAGGAGACAUUGGACAGCUGUCCUCUGUCACCAAGAGACAGGUGUGCCGCCUGGGGAAGUGUGUGAAGGAGGACCUGCUGGCGGCGGCGGCGGUGAGGGACUGCUACCCGUCCUGGAUGGACAUCCUGAACGUCUACGGCGGACUCUACCACCAGGCCUUCGCCGCCCGCCUGGCCCAGCUCUCCUCCUCCGAGCUGGACCUGGACGACUGCAGCUACCUGCUGUUCUGGGUCAACCACUACUAUCCUGAUGAAAUCAUGAAACUCAAAGAGCUGGACGGGAUCAAGACGGCAUGUCUGGGUUCUCUGCUGCUGCCGGACAAUCUGAGGCGACUGGAGGAACAGUACAUGAGCCACAGACAGGAAAAGGUGAAGCUGUGGCUCAGCAUUGCUCUAAAGAAGGAGGAGGAGAGCUGGCUGAGUGGAAAAAUGCCCGAACUGAUCGACUGUUACUACUUCAGCCCGGCCGUUUCUGAUGAAGCUUCCUGUCUGCAGGUGGUAAACAGUUCCCUAACUGAGUUCAGUUGUGCCAUCAAAGACCAGAACAAGGCGCAGAGGCUUACGAUUCACCUGGAGAACUUUUCUCACUACAGGAAGAGCGUUGAGGACCUGGUGAAGGCGAACCCCAGCAACCUGCAUCCAGUGCUAAAAGCUACGCUGGUCUGUGAGCAGCAGCUCAGAGAUUACAUAUCUGGUCAAGCUGAAGGUUUAGCUGAAGAUCAGAAGCGCCGCUGUCUGGAAACGCUCUCUGCUCUCAGGGAUUGUUGCUACCAGUGUUUGACCUUCCCUCUUCAUGGCAAGAUCAAGGCCUUCUUAAGUCCACUGUGGACGUCCGCCUGGGUGGACGGCUCGCUUCCUGUCGUCGACCAGCUGCUGAGCUUUCUGAAACAACAGCUGGCCGACCUGUCGGACCUGAAACCAGCCUGCAAACAGCCUCUGGUCUGCGACCUCCACCAAGACCUGGUCGCUCAGUACGUGAAGAAGACGAUGAAGACCAAGGCGAAGAGCAGACAGCAGCAGGUGGGCGGGUCCGAACGGAUGGUGGAAGACGCCAAGAAGAUGGACGACUUCUUCAGAGAGGAGGGCUGCAGUUCGUGGCUCUCUGAAAUGCUCUGCAGCGUCGCUGAGAUUCUCCGUCUGCAGGAUCCAUCCAGCGUUCACCUGGAGGUCGUGGAUCUGGCCCGAAGGUUCCCGGACUUCAGCGGCGCUCACGUCUCGGCGUUGCUGUCGCUGAAGUUCGGCCUUUCGGCGGCGGACGUCCGGUCCAUCAGAGCCAGCGUGGAGGAGAACCGCCCCCAGGACGCCUCAGCCAAUCAGAACCCUCUGUUCUUCUCCAGGGUUAAAGUCAAAUGGAUCAAUAACAAGAUCAACCAGAUGGCGAUCAAGAGUUAAAACAGUGUGGCUCAAUGCUAAUGUUAGCAUGUUACCAUAGCUUGUCGUUUCAGAUCAUCUGCAUGGCGUCUACAGUAAACAUUAGCUUAGUGAUGCUAACAUGUUAGCCAGUUGUUUAGAAGUUUAAAAAGGUAGACUUGCUGCAUUAGAAAGCCAUCUGGUGUUCAUCAGGGCUCAGCUCUCGGUACCUUUCAGUUCUCCUUUUAUUACUAUUUAAGUGUUGGAAAAUGUGUCGUAUUGAAGCUAACUCUGCAACCAGACUCACUUUAAAUCCAUCCAGCUUCCUGCUGCUUAACAAAACCCUAAAGUAUUGAAUGUUUUAAGGUUGUGCAGAAUGUUUUUAAUAUGCAUAGAAACUGAGACAUGUAGCUGUUACUGUAGUCAUUUGAAUAAAUGUAUUUAUUCAGCAGAA